CAGAGGAGCGAACGCUGCUUGCGAAUGACGUCAAAGCCGGAGUACAAGAUGGCUCCGUUCGGUCGGUAAACGAGCGAUCGAGAGUCACCGGAACCGAGCGAACCGAGUCCGUGAUCCCGAGAGGCGAGCAGCGCGAGGAUGGACCCCGCCGAGUUCAUGGAGACCAUGGACCCGAGCCUGUCCGAGCUGGGCGAGUUCACGCUGGGAGACAUCGACGAGAUGCUGCAGUUCGUCAGUAAUCAGGUGGAUUUCCCGGAUCUCUUUGAGGAUCAGAUGGGGGGCGGUGCCGUGGCUCCUGUGAAGCCCCUCCCACAGACUGCUCCCAGCACCAUACUGACGCCCCCACACACGCCCAUACAGACCAGCAGCCAGACGCAAACACAGACACGCACACCGCCGCUGCUACAGCCACGACCACAGCCCAUCACACAGCAGCAGGUGCAGACGCAGACGUUCCCCAUGCAGACGCUGGCACAGCCGCAGACGGUGAUGAUCACGCCGACCCCCACGCAGACACACCGAUUCUUCCAGAACCAGGUGAUCUGCCAGCAGAACCCCAGCGCCGGCUUCCAGGUCCUCCAGCCGCAGAUGCAGAGCAUCAUGACAUCACCACAGGUCCAACAGAUGACCAUCCAGCACCAGCGGCUGCUGACUUCGUCCGGUCAGACCUUCCAGACACUGUCCACCGCGCCGGUCCACACUGUAUCACAGCAGGUGCCUGUGCUGCUGCAUCAGCCACAGAUCCUGAAGACAGACUCUCUGGUUCUGACCACGCUCAAACCGGACGGGACACAGGUGCUGUCGACCGUGCAGAACACACCGGGUAUCACCACGCUCACGGCACCCAUCCAGACCACCUCGCUGCAGGUCCCUACAUUGAUGAGCAGCAACAUUCUGACCACCGUUCCCAUGGUGAUGGGAGGCAGAGACAAGCUGCCAAUCAAACAGCUCUCCUCAGGCACCGCCCACACAGGGGGCGUGGAGCAGGGCGUGGCCAUUACCGCUGGAACGGGAGGAGUCGUGAAGGAGGGCGAGAAACGAACGACACACAACAUCAUCGAGAAACGCUACCGAUCGUCCAUCAACGACAAGAUCCUGGAGCUGCGCGACCUCGUGAUGGGCAGCGACGCCAAGAUGCACAAGUCUGGGAUUCUGCGUAAAGCCAUCGACUACAUCAAAUACCUGCAGCAGGUGAACCACAAGCUCCGGCAGGAGAACCUGACGCUCAAGAUGGCCAAUCACAAGAACCAGUCGGUGUGUCUCUCUGAUGAUGUGGAUCUGAAGCCAGAGAUGGCCUUCAUCUCUCCUCCUCCGUCAGAUUCGGGCUCCAGCUCCCCCCCUCAGCUCUCGCCCUUCUGCAUCGACUCGGAGCCGUGCAGCCCCCUACAGGAGCACGAGAUGGUGAAGAGCGAGCCGGACCUGUCGUCGUCAGUGGGAGUGCUGGACCGCUCGCGUCUGCUGCUCUGCACGCUCACCUUCCUCUGUGUGUCGCUCAACCCUCUUCCGUCUCUGCUGGGGUCCGAGGACAGCGCCGGGAUGACGGCCGCGCAUGGGUCCUCGCGCUCGCUCUUCUCUCUGCCCGCGCAGACGCAGAGCUUCGGGGCGUGGCUGUGGUGCGUGUUGCCGUGGCUCCUGGUGUGGGUCCUGAGUGGAGUGGGCGUGGUCUGGGGGUGUGUCCGUGUGCUGUACCUGUGGGAGCCGGUCACGCCCCUUCACUCACCCACCUCAGUGCGCUUCUGGAGGCACAAGAAACAGGCCGACCUGCAGCUGUACCGGGGAGAUUAUGCCGCAGCCACGGUCAGUCUCCACACCUGUCUGUCCGUCUUGUCCAGAGUGCUGCCCUCCUCCACCCUCGACAUCAUCUGCUCGCUCUCCUGGAACCUGAUUCGCUACAGCCUGCGGAAACCCGCCCCCCUGGGCUGGCUGGUGCGUCUGGUUGGAGGGAGACACGAGGGGGAGGAGUCACAGACCAGCUCACGCGAUGCAGCACUGGUGUAUCACCAACUCAACCAGCUGCAGCUCACAGGUAAGCUGGAUCAGCGGCCGCUCUGGGGUGUGUGUGUGUCUCUGAGCGCUGUGAAUCUGAGCAAGAGCGCGGAGGGGAAGAUGCCGGUCGCUCAGCAGAUCCAGAUCUUAGUGACAGCAGCCAUCAGUCUGAGAGCAGCGCUGGGGAAACACCUCACCUGUCUGCCCGGUUACCUGCUGAGCUGCCACACACACACACACACACACACACACACACUGAUUAAACACCUCACACACCUGCUCUUCACGCCGCUGGGCCGCCAGUUCUUCCUGAGCUGUGAUUGGUCAGUGAGGGCGGAGAGCAGCGAGCAGAUCUUCACAUCUAAGAGAGAUAAAGCGGAUCCCAUCGCGCAGCUGCACCGCUGCUUCUGUGAGAAGCUCCUGGAGAGAGCCGUGCACACACUGAUCGAGCCGCAGAGCAGCAAACGAGCAGAGGACGCUGGGGAGUUCACUGGUGUUCUGGAGUUCCUGCAGCUGCUGGACAGCUGUACUGAAAACUCCGCCCCCUCCACCGCCCCCUUCCCUGUGCUGGCCAAUCAGAGCUCCACACCAGUCAGGGACCCUGUGUGCCGCUGGUGGGCGUCGGUGCUGAAGGCUGCGGUUCAUUGGCUGCAGGGUGAUGAUGCGUCGGUGAGGUCACUGCUGGCGGAGGCGGAGCGGAUGCCCAGAGCGCUGCACACACUGGAUCACCCGCUGCCGAGGGCCGUGCUAGCUCUGUGUAAGGCUGUGCAGAUGAGUGUGUGUCCACAGAAGGGCGAGGGGGUCGUCAGCUGCCUCAGUCACUGCCAGCGCUCCAGUGCUCACCUGCACAUCAGUGUGUGUCAGUCGCACAACACCUGGCUGCACAAGGGGGUGGAGCUUCUGGUGUGUGACCUCCUACUGACUCUGAGGACCAGCCUAUGGCAGCGUGGAGGCGGGUCUAAUGGUGAGCCAGGCCCCGCCCCCGGAUCCCAAUUGGCUGGAUUUCAGAGGGACCUGAGCUCUCUGCGGAAGCUGGGACAGGCCCACAGACAGGCCCAGCACAAGCUGUUCCUGCACGAGACGACAGUCCGACUGAUGGCAGGAGCCAGUCCCACACGCACACACCAGCUGCUGCGACACCGAACACACAACUACAGCACAGACGGUGUCUGUGCUCCGGGCGAGCGUGAGAGGGCUCAUGCUAUCCUGCUAGCGUGUCGUCACCUGCCUCUGCCCCUGCUGACCCCACCGGGUCACCGCGCUCGCCUGCUGGCCGAGGCCAAGCGCACGCUGGAGCGAGUGGGAGACCGCAGAUCCCUGCAGGACUGUCAGCAGAUACUGCUGCGGCUCGGAGGAGGAACCACCAUCACGGCCUCAUAACACACACACAGAUAACACACACACACACACACUGCUGCGGCUCGGAGGAGGAACCACCAUCACGGCCACAUAACACACACACACACACACACACACUUACUGAGUCUUCUUCAGCGGUAUGUUAGUCAUGAUUAUGUUCAUUCUGAACACACACACACACACACACACAAACACACAGACAGUUCAAUCAGAUCUACUGCAACAGCUAGUAAAUAAACUGUUUGCGUAUCUGUAGCUACCUCACACACACACACACACACACACACACACUCACACAAGAAUGUUGUACAGAACUGUCUUAAAGACCAAAGUCUUCUAGCGCUGGACACAUGAGGGUAUUAUCUAAUUAUUAUUUCACAUGACGACCUUAACACUUCAUCGUGUGUAAUAACUUCAGGUUCCGUUUCUGAUGUGUUUGUUUUAUUUUGCGUUGGUAGGUUUUUUCUAUCUUUAUUCUUUUAUUUUUGAAUAUAUGACAGCAGGACUUUUAUUAUGACAGCACAUGAUAAUAGGUAAUCAUAGAUGGUGAUGUAAAGUCACACAUAUCAGAAAUGAGCUGUUAAUGCAGAAAAAGCAUUGAAAAUAAGUUUUUAUUAUUUGCUGUUUUUAAUUAUUUAUUUCAAAGUUUCUGGUUGUGUUUUAAUAUCUAACUAAUAACUCUCUCUGAAGCUCCAUCUCUUUCUGCUCUCACUUUAUCUGAAUUUCUGCAUUUUAUGAAUUGUUUUAAUAAAACUGCAGAUGCCUUUGAAGAACCA
This is a messenger RNA of Carassius gibelio (silver crucian carp), 4121 nucleotides long. Its product is annotated as sterol regulatory element-binding protein 2-like. Gene Ontology annotation, biological process: positive regulation of cholesterol storage; positive regulation of transcription by RNA polymerase II. Gene Ontology annotation, cellular component: nucleus. The record is from RefSeq and is a predicted model, not a curated record. Gene Ontology annotation, molecular function: protein dimerization activity; DNA-binding transcription factor activity, RNA polymerase II-specific; RNA polymerase II cis-regulatory region sequence-specific DNA binding. Lineage: Eukaryota; Metazoa; Chordata; Actinopteri; Cypriniformes; Cyprinidae.